Molecule: messenger RNA, 3388 nt
Organism: Lytechinus pictus (painted urchin)
Lineage: Eukaryota; Metazoa; Echinodermata; Echinoidea; Temnopleuroida; Toxopneustidae
Product: LIM homeobox transcription factor 1-beta-like
Exons: 6
Coding region: 53-913 (286 amino acids)
Biological process (GO): neuron differentiation; regulation of transcription by RNA polymerase II
Cellular component (GO): nucleus
Molecular function (GO): DNA-binding transcription factor activity, RNA polymerase II-specific; RNA polymerase II transcription regulatory region sequence-specific DNA binding
Source: RefSeq, a predicted model, not a curated record
CGGAACGAAGUGCAAUGCUUGCUUCCAAUCAAUCCCGUCGAGUGAGCUUGUCAUGAGGGCGCUCUCCAACGUGUACCACCUCCGCUGUUUCACAUGCGUCAUGUGUGAUCAACAACUUAAGAAGGGUGACGAAUUCGUUCUGAAGGAGAAUCGCCUGUAUUGCAAAGAGGACUACACGAAGGAACACACGGUGGAUACGCAAAAAGUGUCUUCAAAGUCAAGUUCGCAAGAUGGCCGGAAGGGACCAAAGCGACCUAGAACGAUCCUGACAACGUCACAAAGAAGAGCUUUCAAAGCAUCCUUCGAGGUAUCUUCUAAACCUUGCAGGAAGGUCCGGGAAACCCUUGCCAAAGAGACCGGUCUCAGCGUAAGGGUAGUCCAGGUCUGGUUCCAGAACCAACGAGCUAAGGUAAGGAAAGAACAUAUGAAGAAACUUGCUAGGAAGAGUAUGACUGAGCAAGAGGCAGCUGCACAAAGGAGAUCAGGAAACGACGACCAAGAUGAAAGUAAAGACGACGACAGCGACUUCUCUUUCAGUGACGUCACAGACCUUGAUAAUUACGCUUCGGGCGGUCCCUCCUCCAUCCCUCCCUCCUCUCACCAGGGAAUGAUGGAAUCACCCUACGGACAGGACUCCCCCCUCGGAAAUCAGCCACCGGUAAUUGGUAUGAUGAACCAACCCAUGUACAGCCCGGAGCAGUUCCUAGCCGACGGUCCCCCGACCGGGAUGGAUGUAGGAGGGGUGAUGGACCACCACCACGACAUGAUCCCUCCCGGUCAGGUCACAACCCUCCUUACCAAGGGAGAGAUGGAGAUGAAUGGGGUGCACGUCCCGCAGGUGGGGGGCAUCAUUGGUAACCCCAUCGACAAGCUAUACUCCAUGCAAGAUUCCUACUUUAAUGCGGUGGAAUAAUAAUGGAGACUUUAUAUAGAGACGAGCGAAUACUCGUUUGACUUGCGGACCUUUAUUGGGACAAGUGAUAUGCUCAAGAACACUGAGCACUGAGCAUCUUAGUCGGCUUAAGGAGAGAGGCGGGUCUCUGUUUUGAGAAUUAAAGCAAAGUGGAACGGAACGUGCUGAGGUUACCUGAAGCCCAGAGAUGUGGAAGUCGUCAACAGCGUCUGGUAACCAUGGAAACAGAAGAUGGGGUAUGCAGAGGAGUCUGAUGAUGGCCCGGGCCAAGGACAUGACUAAUGAAUUUUGUUAUAAGGUACUCUUUCAAAAGGUGUGGUGUGUUUUAUAGUGGUGUGACGACGUGGAGCUGAUCACGAUUGAAUGAGAUUUGAUUUUGUCCUGAAACAGAGCUUGUUUAAGGACUUUAAAGGCUUAAAAAAAAUAAGACGGAUGAUGGUAGAACUCAGCACAUAUAUGAAAACAAGAAGUUCUGCCAAAAACAUGGAAGGAUUCCCAAACAGAUUUGACAGAGACUUGGCUUUUCUUUCUUUACAUCAGGUGACUUUAAAGAUAUAGAGAAAGAAUUAAGACGCAAUGAUAUAUCAAAUUAAAAUUGAAAUAGGUAUAUCCAACUAUGAUUAGAUACAUUCCAAAAUGUCACUAAAAUGGAGACGCUUUUAUGCUCGCAGUGAUGCCUGGAGUUACAUUUUGUUGAAUGCUGAUUGAAAAAGAAAAUCUAAGAUAUAAUGAAUGAGCCUUGGACAAUACAGAAUAUCAUGACAUUUGAUUGAAAAGCAAAAUUGGGCAUGGAUAAAUACUGUGACACAAUGAAGGUAGGCAUAUAGCUUUCAGUAUGGAAUUCCUAUGUGCAUGUACAAGACACAUGGGAUCAUUCAUCAUUGAAGCAGGUAGAAACAUUCCUUUUCUGUAUUCAACCACAAACAAAAAUAUUGUGUGUGUAAUUGGUUUUUAAGGUGUGUAUCAAUCAGUAUCAUGUAUUUAACUUCUGUGGACUGACGUUUAACGUCACAAUCCAAUAGGUAUUUCAGACUCGGAGAAGGGUCUGGGCCUGAAUCGAUUUGAAACUAUUCGCUGGAUUGCUCGCGAAUGCUUCAAUAAAAAGUUGGGUUAUAAAUCUAAAUGCUGUUGUCAUUGACAAAACCAUAUAUAUGGAUGAAUUUAAUUAUCAUAAUUGCAAGAUUUCACACUCGAAUGAUGGAGACUGAUAUGAGCUUCGAUGGGAGGAAUUCAGAAAUUUAGUAUAUCACUUUUUGACGUCAAAUUAUAAUUUGGCACAUAGAAUGAAUCAUGUUUUAUCAUGUACAAAAUAUACCGACAGUGUUUUUUUCUGUCGACCAACGUGCAAUCAACUUUAUUAUUUUUGUUUUUAGAAAUGUCUUAUAUUUAUGUCAUGUUCUACAAGUACUUGUUACCAGAAUACUGGUACAAAUCCUUCAGUCUAUUGAUUUAUUCAGCUGUGCUUGCAUUUGUGAUUUAGGCCUACAUUUGUAAGAGAUCCGAGUUUGGAAAACAACUCUUUUAAUGGUUAAAUUUCAGUACUUAUUAAUCAUCCUGCCAUCUUGUAAAAUAAUGCAGCGUUUUCAGUUCAUUUUAGAAACAAUACCUAAUGAAAACAAAUAGUAUUAAAUCUGUAAGAUUAUCAGUACUCUUAAUGACCAUUUAGUUCAUUAAUUUGGAAUUAAUCAACGCUACCUAUGAACAGUUUUCAGAAAAUUGAACCUCAACUAGGAUCAUUUGAAUAACCUUGAUAUGUUUAUCUACAGUGUGGAAGAAUAUGAUUAAACUAUGAAAUAUGAAAAUGCAAUACCUUUAUUCAGAUAAAUCUGUUGGAAGAAACUAUUUCAACAUAUUGCGUGAAAAUGUUCCACCAUAGUACAAUCUCAUCUUGAUAUCAAAUUGUGGGGGAAUUUAUGUGGUGUCUAAUUCUGGACUUUUGUUGUUUAAAUGAACUAAUUCUAUUAUUUCUGAGAUCCAUCAGAUAAAUCAUGGAUGUAAAUGAUGAGACUGUAUAGAUAUCUAGUAGUAUUAGUGAUCACACCUCCGUAGAAUUUCUAUUCUUUUGAUAAGACAAACUGUGCUUUCAUUUGUAAUUUCUUUUAAAAAGUGAAUCAUUCCACUGAAUUUUCCUUUAUGGUGUAUGAUAUAGAUGGUGUAUUAGUUCUUUGUGUCAUAUACUUGUCAGAUUUCUUUUCCUACUACAUAUCGUGUUUAUUUUAUAACGUGCUGUCAAUUUCUUAGUAUUUAUUGACUUAUUUAUUACGAUUCUACGAUUUAAUGCCAUUUGAACACAAAUAUUUGUAUAAUGUACAUACUCUAGAACUAUGUCUAUACGUUUCCUUAUUUAUUAUGUAACUAUGAAGAGAGGGAGUUUGUUUUCUUUAUAAUACAUUCAAGUCCAUGUGCAAAGAUUUUAGACGAGUUUGAAUGUUUUCUUUUCAUCUUGAUUAAAUGUGAAUGCAUUAUCAAAUUUAA